UCCUUGGUUUGUGAUACCAAGUUUUCUCUGAAAUUGAGAGGGAUGAGUAGGAGAGCGAAGAUGAUCCCUUGAAUUUCGCUCUGUAUGCUGUUGAUCUUGUGUUCAAGCUCUAUACCGGUGGGCCGGCUGUAGGCUGUUGGUGCAGCAGCACAAGCUGAAUUUGCUCGAGGUGAAGUAUAGUUCAUCUUUCGCUUGUGCUCUCUCAUCCAUCACCAGGGCAUGGCGCCGGUGAAGGUGUUCGGGUCGGCGGCGUUCACGAACGUGGCUCGGGUGCUGGUGUGCCUGGAGGAGAUCAGCGCCGACUACGAGAUCGUCGACAUCGACUUCCACGUCAAGGAGCACAAAAGCCCUGAACACCUCGCCAGAAACCCAUUUGGACAGGUUCCGGCGUUCCAGGACGGCGACUUGAUGCUGUUCCAGUCCCGAGCAAUAUCGCGGUACGUUCUGAGGAAGUACAAGACCGACGAGGUCAACCUACUGAGGGAGGGCGACCCCGAGGAGUCCGCGCUCGUCGACGUCUGGCUGGACGUGGAGGCCCUCCAGUACGACCCCGCCAUGAGCUCGGUCUUCUUCCAGCACCGCGUCGUCCCGGCGCUGGGCGGGACGCCCGACGAAACCAUCAUCGGCGAGAGCGUCGAGAAGCUGAGGAAGGUGCUGGACGUGUACGAGGCCCGGCUGACGAAGCACAGGUACCUGGCGGGGGAUUUCGUGAGCCUGGCGGACCUCAGCCAUGUCCCCGAGGCGCACUACUUCAUGGAGAUGCCGUACACGGCGGUGUUCGACUCGUACCCUCGCGUCAGGGCGUGGCUGGAGGAUCUGUUCGCCAGACCGGCAGUCAAAAAGGUCGUCUCCCUCAUGGCCAAUGACUUUAGUGGAUGACGUGAGAGUCUCUUCAUGGAUGGCGCAUGAUUUCCCUCUUACUAGUAGGAUCUGAGAAGAAGUAUAUCUUGUUUGAAGAUUGUACACUUGCCUUUGUCCAGUGAGAAAAGUCGAAUUAUGUCAUUGUCAUGUAUAUAUGCUUGGAUAUUGCGUGUGA
This is a messenger RNA of Lolium rigidum, 1036 nucleotides long. RefSeq names its product probable glutathione S-transferase GSTF1. Gene Ontology annotation, molecular function: glutathione transferase activity; glutathione binding. The record is from RefSeq and is a predicted model, not a curated record. The coding region runs from base 220 to 879 and encodes 219 amino acids. The transcript has 3 exons. NCBI's taxonomy places the organism in Eukaryota, Viridiplantae, Streptophyta, Magnoliopsida, Poales, Poaceae. Gene Ontology annotation, cellular component: cytoplasm.